Molecule: messenger RNA, 1122 nt
Organism: Nymphalis io (European peacock)
Lineage: Eukaryota; Metazoa; Arthropoda; Insecta; Lepidoptera; Nymphalidae
Gene: Cbp20
Product: nuclear cap-binding protein subunit 2
Exons: 4
Coding region: 143-628 (161 amino acids)
Biological process (GO): mRNA cis splicing, via spliceosome
Cellular component (GO): nuclear cap binding complex
Molecular function (GO): RNA cap binding
Source: RefSeq, a predicted model, not a curated record
GUGACGGCUUGCGAACUAUAAUUAUUGAGACUUGUUAGCAUCUUUUUGCAAGUAUAUUGUUAGUUAUAAUUACAGUGAUUAUUUAAAUAUACUAAAAUAUUUAAAAUACUUUAUUAUAGGUAUAACAUUUAAAUUUAACGCAAUGAAGAGGACCUAUGACUCAAUGAGUUCUUCUGUUGAAAUUAGUUCAUAUCGAGAUCAACAUUUUAAGGGAUCCAGAAGUGAACAAGAAAAGCUACUUCGUGCAUCGUCUACACUUUAUAUUGGAAAUUUAUCAUUUUAUACAACAGAAGAACAAAUUUAUGAAUUAUUUUCACGUUGUGGUGAUAUACGACGAGUUAUUAUGGGCUUAGAUAAAUAUAAGAAAACUCCAUGUGGUUUCUGUUUCGUAGAAUAUUACACAAGACAAGAUUCAGAGAAUUGUAUGAGAUAUAUAAAUGGCACAAGACUGGAUGAUAGAAUUAUUAGAUGUGACUGGGAUGCUGGCUUUAUUGAAGGUCGCCAAUAUGGACGGGGGAAAACAGGUGGACAGGUUCGUGACGAAUAUCGUACAGACUAUGACGGCGGGCGUGGUGGCUAUGGAAAAAUAAUUGCACAGAAGAUUACACCAAAUACGUUAGAACGUUGAUGUUCCUUUAUAAAAGAGCUGAGUGGAGCUAACUAUGAAAGACUGUAAUGAUAAAAACAUUCAAUUGAUCUGGAUGGAAUUAGUAAGCAUGUUGUAAUAACAUUUUAAUUUUAAGUAAAUUCUAUAGUUUGAAAUGACCUUCUAUUUUAUCUUUCACAUCAUUAAACAAUUUUAAAAUUACCAAUACUUGAUACUUUACCUACUCUGGUGUUCUUUUGUCUCUAUUAUAUACUUAAUAAUUGUGGUUAUAAUACUUGAUCUACUCUGGUAUUCUUUUGUCUCUAUAUAUUACUUAUUAAUUGUGGCACUUAAAUUUGUAAUGGAAGGAAAAAGGACAACAAAAAACUAAGGUUUUUUUUUACUUCUAAUAGAAAAGCAUACAGUUAAAGCGUAAUACAACAUUGGUUACACUUAUAGAAUAAAAUACAACUAUUCAUAAGUUGAAAUUAAGUUCAUUUUUAAGUAACAAUGUUUAAAUAGCAAUUGUAAAAAAA